UGACCCGAUUGACCAUAGGGAAUAUGGACGGCGAUCUGGCUGUGAAGAAGACGCUGCAGCAGUUUGUGGCUGAAUGGAAGCAAGAGCUAGUGACGCCAGGUCCGCCAGGAGGCCUCCUCCUGGGAAAGAGAGAGGACAGGCAGGUCGAGGAGGAAGAGGAGGAGGAGGAGGAGGAAGAGAAAGCGGCGGAGAUUCCGACCCAGAAGAAGUUAUCUCGUCGCGAGCCAUCUCCGUUGCUCGUGCUACCGCCUGGUCAGGUGGAGAAGACGGCCAGUGAGUCUUUUCAGGAGGAGAGGGAGAGUAAGCAGCGCUCUACUCCCAGCUUGCUAGACACCCUUAUAGCUGACCUGGACGACAUAAACACUGUUCCGUUCUUUGAGGUGAAGCUUGCUCGGGAACUGGCUCUCCUGAUAUUCCGUCACCUCGACAUGGUUGACCUCUGUACCUGUGCUCGGGUGAGCAGGAGUUGGCGGUCACUGGCCGAGGACAAUAUUCUGUGGGGCGGAGUCUGUCAGAAGAUGGGCUACGAUACUGCCACGGAAGAUGGACGACAAGUCGCGUGGAAAGCAGUUGUGAAGGAAAUAGUGCUCAGGAAGAAGAAAGAACUGAAAAACUGGAAGGAGCGUGUGUGUGGACUGAGUGACCUUCAACCUGACCGAGAUGGGGUCUUGGGGUGUGCUGACUUCUGUCGCCACCUCGAACAGCUACUGGCUGGGUACUCCAGCGGUGCAGUGUAUGUGUGGACUUUAACCUCUGAGGAAGGACCCCUUGUUCUGGAGUCAGGCCACGCCCACUUAAUGAGCUCGAGACCCGUCCUCUGCCGUAUCAGUAGAGGCUGGGCUGCAGUGGCCACUGAACAUGGUGAAGUGACAGUGUAUGAUAGCUGUGUUGGAGGAGCUGUCCAUAGAGCGAGGGGAUUGGGCCAUGUGACCUCUCUUGACCUCCGCUGGAGCCACGCCUCCCUGAUUGUGGGUGUGGCCACCUCAGUCACGGACCUCGGACCUGGUGAGGUGGAGCCUGUGGCCAGGGGUGAGGUGACAGUUCUGGUGUGUCGCGAAGGCUCAGACUGGCAGACACUGGUUGUCAAUCCUCUCCUCGACACCCCUUCUCCUCACACUAUUAAUCAGCUGGCUGUGUUGUUGGAGGAGGUUCCUGGUCUCCUCUACUCCACGCAGACAACCCUCUCCCUCCACCCCCUCCCCUCUUCCCCUCCUCACCCUCCCCCUCCUCCCCCGUCUCACAUCCUCACAUCCGCCGGCUCUGCUGGAGCUACCGUCAUAAACUGCUUUGACCACACCUCCUCCAUAGUUGCCUGCGCCACUAGUGCCUGGGGCUAUCAUGUGCAGCUGUAUGACCUUUGUACCAGUGGUCACCUGAGCACCCUGCGAGGCCACGCCCAGCCGGUCACGUCUCUCAACAUCCACAGCUCUCCUCCGAACACUCUGGUGACUGGGGCAGCCGACAGACGGUAUGUCGGAUUUCUUUCUGAGCUGCGAGAAUACUUAGCGUGGAGUUUUAUGAUAUGCUUUGAUGUCUGGCUAUAAUGUAAAAUUUAAAGUCCAGUAAUAUUUCAGAAGGCCAGUUUAAGGUGCUAUUGCUAUAAAGCCGAACUACCAAACUUCGUGAGAAAGCAUGCUAACUAAAUCUCGUAGUAACUUGCAUCGUGUUUACUGAGUGCCCAUGGCUCCAUUUCCCCGCCGCAUACAAAAUCACAUGUAUUUACACACGUAUUUAAUGCCGGCCAAAUACUUCUGUUACUUUGAGUUGCUGUCAACAAUUUAAAAACUUCUUAGAUGCUCAGUUUAGUGUAUAUAAAACAUGUAUAUACCGACAUUCCAUGCAUAAUUAUUAAUAUCUUGUUGUAGAUGGUGAUAGAAUAUGUAAGUAUCCUCAUACUAUAAUUAUAAUUAUAAUGACCUUCCCCCUGUGCUCUUGUGUGCAUGGUGAAGGGUGAGGGUGUUUGACACUCGGAGGGGGAGCCAGCCGGCCAUGACUCUGUCGGGCCACCAGGGAGCUGUGGUCUCCACUCAGUGCGAUGACUGGAAAGUUGCCAGUGUAAGGACGGGCUAGUGGUGGUGUGGGACAGAAGAAUGAGUGGAGAGUUGUGGAGCAGUCACGAGCGUCACCCAGUGGCCCGGUGCUGGUUCACCAGUCGCUACCUUGUGGCCGCACACCUCCCCCAGAGGAGGAGAACCGACGUGGUCUCUGGGGCCGCUGAACCUCUCCACAGAUGUCACCGGGGACUACUGAGGGUCAUGGACUUCUCUGUCGACCCUCUUUACUACACUCGCCUCCUCCCGAGUGUCUGUUCCAGUGGAUACGAUGAACCGUCCCGCUCCUUCCACCAUCUGGACCUCAAACUACCCUAUGACACCAUUUCAUGAUACCGUCUCACUCCUUUUGCUCAUCUUACAGUUUUCAGAUGCAAGUGUUUUUGAGCAAUCUUUUGUAUAAGCUAUACCUCCCCCAUUAUUGCUACUAUAUAUGGUUGCGUGUAGUUUGAUACCACAUGGCUUUUUUGCAGCGAUGGAUUUAUGUUGUGC
Molecule: messenger RNA, 2543 nt
Organism: Geodia barretti
Lineage: Eukaryota; Metazoa; Porifera; Demospongiae; Tetractinellida; Geodiidae
Source: the annotation of a GenBank genome assembly